Messenger RNA from Phragmites australis (common reed), 1581 nucleotides. Its product is annotated as vacuolar protein sorting 38-like. Gene Ontology annotation, molecular function: SNARE binding. The record is from RefSeq and is a predicted model, not a curated record. The transcript is spliced from 6 exons. Gene Ontology annotation, cellular component: endosome; lytic vacuole. Bases 185 to 1270 code for a protein of 361 amino acids. Gene Ontology annotation, biological process: SNARE complex assembly. Lineage: Eukaryota; Viridiplantae; Streptophyta; Magnoliopsida; Poales; Poaceae.
CAUCGCAUUCACAUCCAACCGUUCGAUUCCUUCCUCCUCCUCCUCCCUUGCUUUUCGCUUUUCCGACGGCUGUUACUAGUUGAGUUGGCGUUGGGCAAGCCUCGGUCUCGACGGCUCGUCACCGGGAGGGACGGAGCCAUGGGCGCCGCCGCUCGUCGCCGUCCGCUGUGACUGUACGACCGCGAUGAGCCCGGCGGUUCGGGUGGGGGAGGACCCGCCCGGUCCGGGCGCCGAGGAGGAGGCUGUGGUGGUCGCGUGGCGAGAGCUGCGUGGCCAGGCCGUGGCGCUCGCGGCUGCCGCCGAGGAGCGGGCCGCCCUGGCCCGCCGCCUUGAGGCCGCGCUCGAGGCGAGGAGGGAGACGCUGCGGCAGGGCGCGGCGCUGGACGAGCUGAGGCGGGGACUGGAGCUCCAGCGGGUGCGCGCGGAGGAGGCCGUCGUCGGUAGGAGGCGGGCGCUCGAGGGCAUGGAGCGGCGGAAGGAACGUCUGCAGGAGAAUAUCGAGCGGGUGCUGCCGCUGUCCAGGGCACUCGCCGCCACGCACCAGCGAGUGCAGGAAGCGAAGGAGGUGUUAUCUGGAGACAAGGCCAGGCUUGAGGAACUGCAGAGGCUGCUUCGGAUGAGGCAGCAGUGCAUGGUUGGCCAGGUUGCUGCCUUGUACCCUGUGAGGGUCUUCCAUGAUCUACCACGACACACAGAAAACCUUCAUGCCGAUACGAAUGGAGAGCAAGGAACACUUUUAGAAGAAAAUACAGCAUUUCCAAGAGAGAAUGGAACACAUUUACUUGGUGUUAUCAGAUCUUCACGAGUACGUGCUUUGACACUUUUUGGGUGGCAAUUUGUGAAGCAUAAAACAAAGUGUAAGAGUUACAGGGACAAGGACCUUCAGAGGUCCGCGGCAGUUCUGGGAUAUGUGGCACAUGCAGUCUUGCUCAUAGCCUCCUAUCUUGAUGUCCCCCUCCGAUAUCCUUUGCGCUUUGGAGGAUCACGAUCUUAUGUGAGCGAUUGUUUGCCUUCAGCUGAAACAGCAUCAGUUGCUUCAGUAGGUCACCCAAGUAUCAACAACACCGACUCAAAACUAACAGAAUACCCCCUUUUCCUGGAAUGUCAAGAAGAUGACUCCACUAAGGCAUCCUAUGCUAUUUAUUUGUUGCACAAGGAUACGGAACAACUUUUGAACUACAUUGGAGAAGAGAGCUCUGGAAGGCACAUAUUUGGUAAUCUGAGAGAGCUUAUUAGGAUCACACAGUCGGAUGAGUAUUUGUACAGAUGAUCAACUCCACCUUGUGGUGUUGGCGUGCUUAUGCUGUAGAGAGGUUCCAUACAGAUGUAAGUAGGUGUUUUUUUCCUAUUCUUUUGUGUGGUUCUUGCCUUCUUUCGCUGCGCCAGGUUUUUGUAUGCGCCGGAAGAAAGGUGCGCAUUAGGUUUUGCUAGAUGAAAUGGUAUUUACAUGUAUGGCUUUGCGCCUUUACAUGAUUCUCAGCCUCUACAUGUACGCUUCAGGUUUCUCCUAUGUAUCAUCCUGUGAGGCAAACAAAAUCUUAACAUCUUAUGAGUUAAUGCCAAAAUUACAUCCUCUGACCA